CAGCAUAACCACAGCGUCCCGACCGCCGUUGCCCGACAGCACCCUACCACCUAAUCGCAAUCCAAAAUGGCCGUCCUCGGUAAGCGAAAGGCCCGGGAGGAGCCCUCUAUUUCACAGGAAGACGCCGCCGCCAUCUUCCGGCGGCACUUUGAAGCGCAGUUCUCGCCGCUCCCGGCCAGCCAGACCAAAGCUGCCAAAGCUGCGCCCGCCGAUGGUGUCGACGAUGAAGACACUGAGGACGACGAGGAGGAAGAUGAGGAGGAAGAUGGAGACGACGACGAGUGGGGGGAUCUUUCAGGCGACGAGUCCAACGAAGAAGAAGAAGCUGCACCGAUCGAAGUCGUAGACCAUUCUGGCGCACAACCACCCAAACCAACACCCAUGUCCAAACGAGAAUACAAAGCCUUCAUGGCCUCCCGCCCACCCGACCAAACCUCCCGGCCCACCGAACAAACCAUCACCACCUCAUCAUCCUCCACUACAACCCUCCCCGAAGACGCUCCCUCCCUCCUCGCGCAGGAUCUCGAACUUCGCCGUCUCCUCGCCGAGUCCCACCUCCUCGCCCCCGCACUCGCCGGAGCCGGCACCGCCGUCGCACCCAAGGCCUUCGCAGCCGGCAAAACCCGCCAAAAGGCGACCGACCUGCGCGUCCAGGCCCUUGGCUCCAAGCUGUCCAUUCAUAAGCAGGAGAAGAUGCCCAUGAACAUGCGCAAGGGCAUCGUGGCUGCCGCUGGCGCUCGCGAGUCCAAGCGCAGGAGAGAGGCCAAGGAAAACGGUGUCAUUCUCGAGAGGGAGACUGGCAAGAAGUCGAAGAAGAGAGAUCGAGGGCGGGACUUGGGCGUUGAUCGGCCUGGCAUAGGAAGACUCAGAGGAGCUGAGUUGCGACUGAGCGACAGAGACGUGAGAGGUAUCGAAGGAGUGAGAGACACAUUUGGAAGACGAGGGAGGAGAUAGGGAAGCCUUGGUCAGCCAGGGGGCGACAGAGAGAUUGACAUUUGCGCGGCACACGGCGCAUGGAACUGUUACGGCAUAUACCAGACAGACCUUAGCAUCAGGUUCAAAUCACAUCCACGAAGUAGA
Messenger RNA from Ilyonectria robusta, 1080 nucleotides. RefSeq lists its product as uncharacterized. Gene Ontology annotation, cellular component: nucleolus. Lineage: Eukaryota; Fungi; Ascomycota; Sordariomycetes; Hypocreales; Nectriaceae. The coding region runs from base 67 to 954 and encodes 295 amino acids. Gene Ontology annotation, biological process: maturation of SSU-rRNA from tricistronic rRNA transcript (SSU-rRNA, 5.8S rRNA, LSU-rRNA). The record is from RefSeq and is a predicted model, not a curated record. The transcript is spliced from 3 exons.